AUGGCCGCUACAUCUGGGACGGGAUCACCCCUGGCCCCAGAGACGCCCUCCGCUAAUGACGAUAUCACGGUGGGCCAGCGGAUGAUCUCUGCGACGGCGGGUAACAUUUUGACCGGGUUACUAGUAACACCUCUCGAUGUCGUCCGAGUCCGUCUACAAUCACAAUCCCAAAUUCACAACACUUCUCCAUACACUUCCCACACCACGCAAACCUUGAAAAACCUUCCCCCAAACCUCGGCAUUACCUCUUGCUGCCGCGAAGUAUUCUGGAUUGGAAACGAUGCCCAGAUGUGCAUGCUCGGACCCCAUGCGACUGCAGUAGGCAGUACACCGCACCCAGCGAUCGAUUGUGCGAUCGAGGAAACGCAGCGACGAACAUUCACCUCGACUCUGGACGGACUACGGAAGAUCGCACGCAACGAAGGCACAUUAACACUAUGGCGCGGACUCAGCCCAACUUUGAUGAUGGGAAUUCCAGCCAAUGUCAUCUAUUUUGCUGGAUACGACUGGCUGCGCACGGAUGAUCGCAGUCCCAUCAAGCAGCGACUCGGGGAAAGCGGCGCGCCAUUAGUGGCAGGCUCUAUCGCUCGAGUCGCGGCAGCGGCAGCAACCAGCCCAUUGGAAAUGUUCCGCACGAGACUGCAAGCGACCCCGGGGACGGGUGCGAACCACUUCAAGACCACCAUUCAGGAUCUGUACCACAUGACGCAAGCCAAGGGAUACAGCUCCCUCUGGCGCGGAUUCACGCUUACAAUGUGGCGCGACGUACCCUUCUCGGGCUUGUAUUGGUGGGGAUACGAGGAGGUGAAAAAGACUCUGAUCACGGCACGCUACCCACACCUCGCGGAGUCCGAUGACAGACCACAGGAGCCCACAACCCAAGCCUUCCUCGAUAGCUUCAUCUCUGGAGCUGUUUCAGGUUCGGUGGCAGCAUUUGUUACCACACCCUUUGAUGUCGGAAAGACGCGACAGCAAGUAUUUCGACACUUGGAUGAUGGGGCUCUCACUGGCCCCCCGCGACCGGCGCUAUCCCCGGGCAAACUAGCGCCCGAGCAGCUCUCCCUUCCCAAUUUCCUCAUGCACAUUUUCCGUGAAGAAGGUACCGCCGGUCUGUUCCGUGGCUGGACGGCGCGAUGCCUGAAAGUUGCCCCAGCCUGCGCCAUUAUGAUCUCGACCUAUGAGCUUGGAAAGCGCAUGGCUCGGGAGGUCAACGAACGUCGACUCUCUGACGCAUGA
This is a messenger RNA of Penicillium arizonense, 1236 nucleotides long. Its product is annotated as putative mitochondrial carrier protein. The record is from RefSeq and is a predicted model, not a curated record. Bases 1 to 1236 code for a protein of 411 amino acids. The transcript has 2 exons. NCBI's taxonomy places the organism in Eukaryota, Fungi, Ascomycota, Eurotiomycetes, Eurotiales, Aspergillaceae. Gene Ontology annotation, biological process: mitochondrial transmembrane transport.